AUGCUAGGACAUUUCACCGCCAUAGCUCUCCUUGGGGCCCAGGUCGUGUCUGCACAGUUCCCACCAAAGCCUGAGAAUGUCACGAUACUGAAGUCCAAGUUCGACGAUGGCGUGUAUAUAUCGUACAAGGAGCCUGGGAUAUGCGAAACCACACCAGGUGUCAAGUCGUACGCCGGAUACGUUCACUUACCAGCCGGCACACUAGGCGACCUGAACGAGGCGCAACCGUACCCAAUCAACACGUUCUUCUGGUUCUUCGAGGCACGCAAGGACCCCCUGAACGCACCGCUCUCGAUCUGGAUGAAUGGCGGUCCCGGCAGCUCGUCGCUUCUGGGCCUGUUCGACGAGAACGGACCGUGCAUGGUCAACCCGGACUCGAACUCGACCCGGCUCAACCCUUGGUCGUGGCACAACGAAGUCAACAUGCUCUACAUCGACCAGCCGGUCCAAGUGGGCCUGUCAUACGACACGCUGCAGAACAUCACGCACGACCUGCUUAGCGGCGACGUCAGCCUCCUGAACGCCACGGACCCGAUCCCCGAGCAGAACGCGACCUUCCUCGUGGGGACGUAUCCGAGCCAGAACGCCAACUCGACGGCGUUUGGCAGCCUCAACGGCGCACGCGCACUCUGGCACUUUGCGCAGACGUGGUUCCAGGAGUUUCCCGGGUACCACCCGAACGACAGCCGCGUGUCCAUUGCCACGGAAUCCUACGGCGGCAGAUACGGCCCGUCGUAUGCGGCGUUUUUCGAGGAGCAGAACCAAAAGAUCGAGAACGGCACCUGGACCGACGUGGGCGACACGUACAUCAUCCACCUGGACACGCUGCUGAUCAUCAAUGGCUGCAUCGACCGCCAGGUCCAGUGGCCGUCGUACCCGCACAUUGCGUACAACAACACGUACGGGAUUAAAGCGGUGAAUGAAACCAUAUACAACCAGAUGACCGAGGGGUAUUAUGGGGAAGGGGCCUGUCGCGACCAGAUCGCCACGUGCCGCGCCCUGUCGCUGCAGUACGACAGCACACAGCGCGGGCUCAACGCCUCGGUCAACGACGUGUGCGAGGCGGCCGAGUCGUAUUGCACGACGCACGUGCGCGACCUGUACACCCGCCUCAGCGGGCGCAACUACUACGACUUCGCCACGCGGGACCCAGACCCGAUCCCCUCCAACUUCUACCUGGGCUACCUCAACCAGGCACACGUGCAGCACGCGCUCGGCGUGCCUCUGAACUUCACGCAGAGCAGCAGCGUCGUGGCCGCGGCGUUCCGCAGCAUCGGCGACUACCCGCGGCCCGGCUGGCUCGAGGACCUCGAGUAUCUGCUGGACAACAACAUCAAGGUCACCCUUGUGUACGGCGACCGCGAUUUUGCGUGCAACUGGAUCGGCGGCGAGGCUGUGUCUCUGGCAGUCAACCACAGCGAGGCUCCCAAGUUUCACGCCGCAGGGUACGUCCCGAUCCGCACCAACGCAACCUAUUCGGGCGGCCAGGUGCGUCAGUACGGCAACUUCAGCUUCUCGCGCGUGUACGAGGCCGGCCACGAGGUGCCGGCCUACCAGCCCGAGACGGCGUAUCGGAUCUUCCACCGCACCUUGUUCAAUCUAGAUAUCGCCACGGGGCAGGUCGAUGUGGCACAAAACAACUCGUACACCACGCCGACCACAGCUCCCAAAGAUACCUGGGCGAUCAAGAACAAGGACCCGCCCGACCCGCUGUGGGUGUGCUACACCUGGGCGGCAGGUGAUACUUGUACCGAAGAGCAGCAGGAGGCGUUGGCAAACGGGACCGCCGUGGUGAGGAAUUACAUCUACAUGGAUGCGAAUAGCACCAUGCUUUAUCCAGGGAUUUUCAGCUAG
This is a messenger RNA of Cladophialophora yegresii CBS 114405, 1854 nucleotides long. Its product is annotated as carboxypeptidase S1 like B. Gene Ontology annotation, molecular function: serine-type carboxypeptidase activity. The record is from RefSeq and is a predicted model, not a curated record. The coding region runs from base 1 to 1854 and encodes 617 amino acids. Gene Ontology annotation, cellular component: fungal-type vacuole. Gene Ontology annotation, biological process: proteolysis. The transcript is spliced from 2 exons. Lineage: Eukaryota; Fungi; Ascomycota; Eurotiomycetes; Chaetothyriales; Herpotrichiellaceae.